UCUAAAGGCUUGACCUUUCUCUUUCCCUUCGCUCUUUUCUUCUAUUUGUGAGAUUCGACAAUGAAUUCCGAGCGUUAAUUUCCAUAAAUUCGUCAUCUUUUUCUUGUCUGAUGAUUCCUCAAGAAUCCAACUGUUGAUCCCCGUGGUCGCUUCGGACCGUGAACAUCGUAUCUAUCUCCACGACCCACCAAUUUUCGUACACCUGGAUACAAAUCUGUUUCGUCCCCGUUUGAGGGACUCUCGGGAUCGUCGCUUUUCUGCAUCUGCACGCGUUCUUGGGGACGAGCGAGUGCGAGGGGCUCCGCAAUCUUGGAAUUCCUCUUUUUGUUUUCCUCGCAGUUCUACGCCCGAUCGGUCCUAUGACGGCUCUUUGAUUUGAUCGGGGCCAGAGACUCCGUUAUUUCGGGUUCCGGAUUGGCGGGUGUUCGAUUCUCGGAUCAAUUUUAUUUUUUUGUUGCGACCGCUGAAUCAACUGCGCAACUUUUUCCAGGUGCCUCAUGGCAGCUAAGGGCCCAAAUGAGAGAAGAAGUAGGAGUUCGAUGCCUAUAUUUGUCGUAGUUGGUUUGUGCUGUGUCUUCUAUAUUUUGGGUGCAUGGCAGCGAAGUGGUUUUGGAAAAGGAGACAGCAUUGCAGUUGAAAUCACCAAGCAGGCAGAUUGCAGUAUCCUCUCCAAUCUACACUAUGAAACCCAUCAAGGUGAUGCCCGGAUAGCAGAAGAUUCCGACACGGACAUCAAGGAAUUCAAGCCAUGUGAUGAUCAAUAUAUUGAUUACACACCAUGUCAGGACCAAAUGCGGGCUAUGACUUUCCCUCGAGAAAAUAUGAAUUACAGAGAGAGGCACUGUCCCACUGAAGAAGGGAAGCUGCGUUGCCUUGUCCCAGCACCCAAAGGAUAUAUGACCCCAUUCCCAUGGCCCAAGAGCCGUGACUAUGUUCCUUUUGCCAAUGCACCGUACAAGAGCUUAACUGUUGAAAAGGCUGUCCAGAACUGGAUCCAGUAUGAGGGCAAUGUGUUCAGAUUUCCAGGAGGCGGAACGCAGUUUCCAAAUGGGGCUGAUGCUUAUAUUGAAGAACUUGCUUCUAUCAUCCCGUUGGAUAAUGGGGUGGUUAGGACUGCACUAGACACUGGAUGCGGGGUUGCAAGUUGGGGUGCUUACCUGUUUAAGAAAAAUGUUGUAGCCAUGUCAUUUGCACCAAGAGACUCUCAUGAAGCUCAAGUCCAGUUUGCCCUGGAAAGAGGUGUCCCUGCUGUUAUUGGAGUUCUUGGGACCAUAAAACUGCCAUAUCCAUCUAGAGCUUUUGACAUGGCUCACUGCUCUCGCUGCUUGAUACCAUGGGCUUCCAAUGAUGGAAUGUACAUGAUGGAAGUUGAUCGAGUUCUUAGACCCGGUGGUUAUUGGGUGCUUUCUGGUCCUCCCAUUAACUGGAUCAACAAUUACCAAGCAUGGCAGCGUCCAAAAGAGGAACUUGAGGAGGAACAAAGGAAAAUUGAAGAGACUGCCAAACGUCUUUGCUGGGAGAAGAAGCAUGAGAAGGGAGAAAUUGCAAUAUGGCAAAAGAGAACCAGCUAUGAUUCUUGCCAUGGCAAAGAUCUGGAGUCCACAGUAUGCAAAUCCACAAAUCUAGAUGAUGUUUGGUACAAGAAAAUGGAGGUAUGUGUUACUCCUUACCCUGAAACUACUGACCCAGAAGAAGUUGCGGUUGGGGCAUGGAAGCCAUUUCCAGAAAGAUUAAAUGCCGUUCCAUACAGAGUUUCCAGUGGCUCAGUACCUGGAGUGUCAGCUGAUUCAUUCCAGGAUGACAACAAGACAUGGAGGAAACAUGUAAACUUUUACAAGACAGAGAACAAGAUUAUUGGUUCAGGGAGGUAUCGGAACAUCAUGGACAUGAAUGCUGGUCUGGGGAGUUUUGCUGCAGCUCUGGAAUCUCCGAAGCUAUGGGUCAUGAAUGUCAUGCCCACAAUAGCUAAGAGAGACGCUCUCGGUGUUAUUUAUGAGCGUGGGCUGAUAGGCAUAUAUCAUGAUUGGUGCGAAGCCUUCUCCACAUAUCCGAGGACAUAUGAUCUCAUUCACGCGCAUGGAGUUUUCAGCUUGUACAAGGAUAAGUGUAACAUGGAAGACAUUCUCCUCGAGAUGGAUCGUAUCCUCCGACCUGAAGGAGCAGUCAUAUUCCGGGACAAAGUGGAUGUGCUACUGAAGGUGAAGAGGAUUGUGGCAGGAAUGAGGUGGAACACAAAGAUGGUGGAUCAUGAGGAUGGUCCUCUGAUCACCGAGAAAGUUCUCUUCGCUGUCAAACGAUACUGGGUUGCCGGCGAAAGCAGCUCUAUGUCCGCACCGCAGAUGGGUUAAAAAGAAAGGACGACUAGAGUGCUGUUCUUGCAUGAACACUGCUGCUUUAGCUGUUUAGCGACAGAGAAACUCAUUCUGAGUCACUUGCACGUCCACAGAGAGAGGUGAGAUAAGGCGCACCCUCCUACCUUUAUGUAUAGGUGGCCCUAAUUCUUCAAACAGGCUGAAGUCCUUUAGCUUUUUCCUUUUUUCCUUUUCGGCUUCUUCAAAUUCUUUUUCUUCCUGAUGAAUUUUGCAGUACUGUUAAUGCUAACUUAGGCCUGUAUGCAUCUCCCUCGAACGCGACUCGUUAGCAUAUUCUGUUUGAGGGAAGCUACCGGCAUCUCCUUUGUAAUUCCACUUUGAGAUUUCCGGUACCAUCAUUUGUUAUC
Rhodamnia argentea is the source of this 2719-nucleotide messenger RNA. RefSeq names its product probable methyltransferase PMT2. Gene Ontology annotation, cellular component: endosome; cytoplasm; trans-Golgi network. The record is from RefSeq and is a predicted model, not a curated record. Gene Ontology annotation, molecular function: methyltransferase activity. The coding region runs from base 498 to 2348 and encodes 616 amino acids. The transcript is spliced from 7 exons. Lineage: Eukaryota; Viridiplantae; Streptophyta; Magnoliopsida; Myrtales; Myrtaceae.